GAUGAUAAAAAGGAAUUAUCAAACAUUGAUAUUGUCCUUAAAGUUUUGAAGGGAUCUGAAAAUUUUGACCUCAAAUUUCUCAAUGAAUUCAAAAUACACUACCAAUGUCUUGGAAAAUGCGCUGUGCCGUUUUAUGGUUUAACAAUGUUUCCAAGAAUGCAAGAAUAUGCUAUGAUAAUGAAAUAUACAAUUCAUGAUUUUCAUUGUGGAAAUAUCCUUGUCGAUGACAAUGCAAGGAUUUUCAUUAGUGAUUUUGGGCUUUCAAUGUUUAUUAACGAUCUUGGACCUUCAGGCUCCGCAGAUCUACUAUCAGAUCGAUCUCAUGAUGGAUUUUUAGCCAUAGAAAUUAUUAACAAACAUCGUCCAAAAAUCGUAGAGGGGACCCCAGAAAUUUAUCAAGAUAUAAUGAAACAGUGUUGGGAUGAUGAUCCAUUAAAUAGACCAGGUUUGUCGCAAUUGAUAAAGGAUUAUGAAAAUAUGAUCAAGGAUAUGGAAGAACAAUCAUCCAUUCAUUAUUUAGAUUCUGGAUUAAGAAAUUUAUCCUUAUCAGACAUUGAUUUUCAAACUAAAGCAUGUGAAUUAAAUCCAAUCCAAUAUGAAGAAUUAAGUACAAACGAUCAAGAAUUUAAAAGAACAGCUGAACUUGAAAAAAGUAAUGAUUCAGAUAUAACACUUGUUAAACGUAAAGAAACAGUAUCUAUUCAAAAAGAAGAUGACAGCAUUGAAUCGGGUAAUCUAUCUAAAACUUCUCGAGUACUAUCAUUUUCUAGACCAGUAUCACCAUCCAAUGCCCCAUCUCAAGAGGGAAGUGAUGAUGAACUUGAAAAUAAUGAUCCCUCAUUUAACAAGAUGCGCGAUUUAUUAAAUUCAUUGAUACAUGAAGCCACAGAGGCAGUAGAACCUCCCGUUAAAGGGCGUGAGAAGAAGAAACGUGCACCUUCAACUACAAGUAGAUGUCAUAAAAGAGAAAAGGCACAUAAGCGACAAAAGAGCGUACACGAAGAAAGGUUUGAACAAGGAAUGUUGGAAUUUGAUAGGAGUAUUGCAGAUUUUUGCACACUUUCUGAUGCACAUCAAGAGGGAAGUGAUGAUGAACUUGAAAAUAAUGACCCCUCAUUUAACAAGAUGCGCGAUUUAUUAAAUUCAUUGAUACAUGAAGCCACAGAAGCAGUAGAACAUCCCGUUAAAGGGCGUGAGAAGAAGAAACGUGCGUCUUCAACUACAA
This is a messenger RNA of Racocetra persica, 1225 nucleotides long. The record is from the annotation of a GenBank genome assembly. Lineage: Eukaryota; Fungi; Glomeromycota; Glomeromycetes; Diversisporales; Gigasporaceae.